Molecule: messenger RNA, 1900 nt
Organism: Cuscuta europaea
Lineage: Eukaryota; Viridiplantae; Streptophyta; Magnoliopsida; Solanales; Convolvulaceae
Source: the annotation of a GenBank genome assembly
AAGCACAAUCCAAAACCACAUCUCUCUUAAUAUAUUAAUUAUAUUUUCUGUUUAGGCACUCUCUUCUCAUAUAAAAAUGUGUAUCGAGGGCAAUACUGUUGUUAUGGUUCAUUGGAAUGGAUCUACAUCUCAAAAAGAUGAUGAAAUAGAGUACUUCAUACCUCCUAGAGCGGUACUAUUCAUUAGUGAAGGAGAUCAUUAUACUAGUAUACAUGAGAAUGUUCUAAAUCAUGUUAGAGGCGACAGAUUUUCCGAAAUUAAACUAAUUUACGGAAAAUUGCAAAAAUAUAAGAAUUCGGUAUAUGUUGCUUCUAGAUUAUGGCCCAUUCACGAUGAGCAGACAUGGCGUCAUUUUUUCCGGAUCGCUACAAAUGAGUAUGAGGAAUUGCACAUUUACGUGGAAGCUUCUGUGACCCCGCCACAAAAUUUGACGUUCCACGGAACUCCCGAAGUGGAAGACCCAUCAUUAGUAUAUGGUCGGAGGAAUAACCGCCAAAUGUUUCAGAACUAUGAAUCUCCCCGUCAUAAACUCGGGUGAAGAGUCGGAUGAUCUUGACUAUGAACAAAGUUUUAGUAGUGAUGCCUAUUCAUCCACAAGCGAUGAUGGUGACGAGGAAGUAGACACCACCUGGGCCAAUGUGGAGCUACAAGAAUCACAUGUUGAACCGGUGGAUUCUGAGCCUGAAAGGAUCGAAGUCGGCGCAGUUUACUCUUCAUAUGAUGUACUGAAAGAAGCGGUGGCGAAAGAAAACAUUCGUCAAUUUUGUCAAUUCAGAACGGAUGACAAAAGGUCACGGUCCUGGAAGGCGGUUUGCAUAGACCUGAGCCUUUGCACUUGGCAUAUCCAAGCAGGAGAAGGUAUGACGUCAAAAAAGUGGAAAGUAAAAAAAUAUCAACCCCAUCACAGUUGUAGGGAGGAUCCUAAAAUGGCUCGGGAUGACAAGAUCCUAACGGCCAAGAUCAUAGCCAGUGAAAUUGCUCCAAAAGUCAAAGUCAACCCGGACUACAACAUUAAACUGAUAAUGUCAGACAUGUAUGAAACAUUUAAUAUUCGCGUUUCAUAUAAAAAAGCUUGGAAUGGACGCUUGAUCGCUCUGGAGUGUAAAUUCGGCAAUUGGGAGGCGUCAUAUAAUGAACUUCCUAUGUUGUUGGAAGCUAUACAGUUUUCCAAUCCGGGGCCUGUUGUUCAUUUGCAAUCACAACAGACCGGCACUCCUCAUACGUCCGAAUUCCGCUGAGUGUUCUGGUCAUUCAAAGCUUCUAUAGACGGUUUCAGAUUUUGCUUACACGUAGUUUCGGUUGAUGGCACUCACUUAUAUCGCAAAUACAAGGGGGUUCUUCUAGUUGCGGACUUGCGGUAGUCAUGAAUGCUAACCGUGAGAUAUUUCCUCUUGCAUAUGCCGUUGUUGAGAGUGAGAAUGCUGAUAGUUGGUCGUGGUUCUUUGCAAGGGUUAUGCGUGAUGUGGUUGGAAGUCAACGUAGUGUGUGCAUUAUCUCCGAUCGUCAUGCAGGAAUUGAAAGUGCAUUAUAUUUAGAGCCUUGCCAGAGUUGGGAUUGCCACAAGUUUCAAAGCGUUGUUGCCUCCAUCACAUACGGAGUAAUUUCAUGACCAAGUUUAGGAACGCGGAUGACGUGCACUUUGUCGUGGUGUGCACUCAAAAUAAAUAAAUAGAAUACAACACUUAUACGUAAUAUAGUGUAGUAAGGUUCGUAUCCACAUGGAAAGGAAUAUCUUUCUUUUAAUUAACUAGUAACAGGGGGUUAGAUUGUUGUUGGAACUUUAAAGAAUUUUUAAACACUAAGAUGAAUGACUUAUGUGGUUUAAUUAAUUAUAGAUGGACACUUGGUUUUGCUUUUAUCCGCUUAACGAGACACGUUCAUUAAUAAACUUACUACCGAG